CCAAGUCAAAGCCAUGAACAUCAACGAUGCCAAGGAGUAUCUGUCAAGGAGAGAAAUCCCCCAGCUGAUGGAGAGUUUGCUGACAGGACUGAUGUACUACCGGCCAGAUGAUCCCAUCGACUACAUGGAGCAGUGCCUGAAGAAGGUACGAGAGCUGGGAGGGACCGACAAAGUGCGGUGGGACACCUUCGUGGGGCAGGAGAAGAAAUCGCUCCCACCACUGAAUGGUGGCCAGUCACGACGGUCGUUUUUCCGCAACGUGCUGCCUGAUAGAUACGAGCGGCUGCCACCUAUCCACCAGUUCUCCAUCGAGAGCGACUCUGACCUCUCCGAGACAGCCGAGCUGAUCGAGGAGUACGAAGUGUUUGACCCAUCAAGACCACGGCCCAAGGUCAUCCUCAUCAUCGGUGGCCCUGGUAGCGGUAAAGGCACACAAAGCCUGAAGAUUGCAGAGCGCUACGGCUUCGAAUACGUCUCAGUGGGAGAACUGCUCCGCAAAAAGAUGAUCCACAACGCUACCAGCAACAGGAAGUGGAGUCUGAUUGCCAAGAUCAUCACUAAUGGAGAGCUGGCUCCUCAGGAAACAACCAUAACUGAGAUCAAGCAGAAGAUUAUGAAGUUACCAGACGCCAGUGGUAUCGUUAUCGAUGGAUUUCCUCGGGAUGUGGCACAGGCGCUGUCGUUUGAAGAUCAGAUUUGUACUCCGGACCUGGUGGUCUUUCUGGCCUGCUCUAACCAGCGUUUAAAGGAGCGUCUGGAGAAGCGAGCGGAGCAGCAGGGUCGGCCAGACGAUAACCCCAAAGCCACAGAACGACGACUUGCCAACUUCAAACAGAACACAGUGCCACUGGUCAAGUAUUUUCAGGAGAAAGGUCUCAUCGUCACGCUGGACGCAGAUCGAGAUGAGGAGGAAGUCUUCUCAGACAUCAGCAUGACAGUGGACAACAAGCUGUUCCCCUCCAAAGAGCCUGUUGCAGGACCGAGUGAGCUCGACCUGAGUCUGUUAGCAGACACCACCAGCCUGACUGACCUGCCAUUCAAAUUUGAUGAGCAGGCUAGCGAGGAGGAAAUGGGAUACGAAGAACACAGAGCAGAAAGUUUGCCAUUGGAGAAGAAAAAGCCAAAGGUCAUCUUCGUGCUUGGUGGUCCUGGAUCAGGAAAGGCCCUGCAGUGUGAGAAAAUCGAGGAGCGUUACGGUUUGAAGCGUCUCUGUCCUGGGGACAUGCUGUGCACCGAGCUUCAGUCCCACAGUGAGAAAGGACGUUUUCUCCGGGACCUGCUGGAGAGAGGAGAACAACUUCCCGAGGACACACUGCUGGACCUUCUGUGUGAGUCGAUGGAGACUACAGUGAGGCAGGGAAAAGGAUUCCUGAUCAGCGGCUUUCCACGGGACCUGAGGCAGGCGGUGGAAUAUGAAAGCAAGAUGGACCAGCCCAGUGCCGUCCUGUUACUGGACUGUUCAGCAUCCACCAUGACUAGGCGUCUCCAGCAGAGGGCGCUCUCCAGCCUUCGCUCAACAGACUCCUGCCACAGAGAUGCCCGCUGCAGAGUGGAGAGUUUUUGCGGCACGGUGACCCCUGUGACCACCCACUAUAGCCACACAGGGCUUCUGCACAGGAUUGAUGCGGAACAGCCCCCUGAUGAGGUGUUUGAGCAGAUCUGCUUGGUCCUGGACUCCUGUUAAAUACCCUGCUACUACACACAGCAUCAACAUAAAAAGCACAAAGCAUCCAGUCCUUCUCCAUCAUCAGCAGCACCACCAGCAUCUACAUCCAUUUACACAGGAACAUCAUGACUUCAUCACCCCACUGUACAGAAAAUCACCCAGCAGACACUCAAUGCUAAUGCUGUUUCUCUGUAUAAAGUGCUUCAGCUCCACCUAGCAUGGACUAAGUGGCCUGAGAGGAAGUGUUAUUUCCUCCACCUAUAUUUCGACAAAUCCCACCUUCUGCAGCUGGAUUGGUUAGUAUGCACUACAAAGGGUCCCAGGAAAUAUUAUACAGUAUGUUGUUUACAGCAGGGGUUUUCAACCUGUGGGGCACACCCUUUUCUAGGGGUCAGAGAGCACUUGCUUAGACUGGUGACACUUUUAUUAAGGAUCUUCUGGUAGAGAGCAGAAAUCAUUGUUUCAAUAUUCAUGAGGAGUAAAGCCCUGAAGCAUCCUCACACUAUCAAACAACCACCAUCAGGAUUAAAUGCUGGUAUGAAGUUGUUAUUGUGAAAUGCUGUGUUAGCUUUACGCCUAAUGUAACAGGACCUAUGUCUU
This is a messenger RNA of Trichomycterus rosablanca, 2266 nucleotides long. It is a transcript of the gene ak5, whose product is annotated as adenylate kinase 5. Gene Ontology annotation, biological process: nucleobase-containing compound metabolic process. Gene Ontology annotation, molecular function: ATP binding; nucleoside diphosphate kinase activity. The record is from RefSeq and is a predicted model, not a curated record. NCBI's taxonomy places the organism in Eukaryota, Metazoa, Chordata, Actinopteri, Siluriformes, Trichomycteridae. Gene Ontology annotation, cellular component: cytoplasm. The coding region runs from base 14 to 1684 and encodes 556 amino acids. The transcript has 14 exons.